GACUCAUUUAUGGACAAAAACUAAAGAGAAAUAUCAUCUAUAUUUUGCAAACUGCAACAACUCUGCAAAUAAACAGAAACAAAAAAUCAUCCAAUUCAAGAUUUAUCAUAUAAACUUCUCACCAAAACAUAAACAGAAAUCAAGAAACUCGCAUAAAAUAAUAUGCCCAUCACCAUUCCAGAAAGUGUUCUCAGCUCCAGCAGGCAGAAAAUGCCUCUGUUAGGCAUGGGAACAGCAGCUUCCCCUCCCCUGCCACCACAUCAAACUCAAGCAGCCCUCGUCGAAGCGAUCAAAAUCGGCUACAGACACUUCGACACAGCAUCACUCUACCGCACAGAGCACCCGCUCGGCCAAGCCGUAGCUGAAGCACUCUCUCUUGGUCUGAUCAAAUCAAGAGAUGAGCUUUUCAUCACCUCAAAGCUUUGGUGCAGUGAUGCUCAUGCCAACCUUGUUCUCCCUGCCCUUAAAAAGAGUCUCCAGAAUCUUGAGCUGGAUUACAUUGAUCUUUAUCUGAUUCAUUGGCCUGUUAGUUCAAGACCAGGGGUUUAUGAGUUCCCUAUAAAAGAGGAUGAUUUUUUAGCAAUGGAUUUUAAAGGUGUAUGGUCAGCUAUGGAAGAAUGUCAGAGACUGGGGCUGACUAAAUCCAUUGGUGUCAGUAAUUUCUCAUGUAAAAAGUUAUCAGAUAUUCUUGCAUUUGCUGAGAUACCUCCUGCUGUUAAUCAAGUAGAGAUAAACCCAGUCUGGAGACAAAACAAGCUAAUGGAGUUUUGUAAGGACAAAGGAAUCAUCUUGGAAGCUUAUGCACCUUUAGGAGCUAAAGGGACAAUUUGGGGUAGCAAUCGGGUUCUAGAAAAUGAUGUGCUUAAUGAGAUCGCAAUGGCGAAAGGAAAAACUGUUGCUCAGAUCUGCCUAAGGUGGGCACAUGAGCAGGGGGUGUGCGUAUUAGUGAAGAGUUUCAGCAAGGAAAGGAUGAAACAGAACCUUGACAUAUUCGACUGGGAAUUGAGUGAAGAAGAAUCCAGGAAGAUCAGUGAGAUUCCACAGAUCAGAAUAUGCCGCGGAGAAAAUUUUAUAUCAAACAAGGGACCUUUCACAACUGCGGAAGAGCUUUGGGAUGGUGAAAUUUGAUUUCGUGAUACAUUUUCAAUGUUGUUCUCUUGUCAUUCUUAUUUUCAUGUUCAAAAACGAAUGAUUUUGAAUCUUCAGGAGUUUAAAACUCGACACAAAACUAUGAACAAGCCAGAUAUAUGAGUUCCCCUUACAGGGUUCUGUGAAAA
Messenger RNA from Mercurialis annua (annual mercury), 1277 nucleotides. RefSeq names its product non-functional NADPH-dependent codeinone reductase 2-like. Gene Ontology annotation, cellular component: cytosol. The transcript has 4 exons. The coding region runs from base 163 to 1128 and encodes 321 amino acids. The record is from RefSeq and is a predicted model, not a curated record. Gene Ontology annotation, molecular function: aldose reductase (NADPH) activity. NCBI's taxonomy places the organism in Eukaryota, Viridiplantae, Streptophyta, Magnoliopsida, Malpighiales, Euphorbiaceae.